Leptidea sinapis is the source of this 1124-nucleotide messenger RNA. RefSeq lists its product as uncharacterized. NCBI's taxonomy places the organism in Eukaryota, Metazoa, Arthropoda, Insecta, Lepidoptera, Pieridae. Bases 65 to 1099 code for a protein of 344 amino acids. The record is from RefSeq and is a predicted model, not a curated record. The transcript has 9 exons.
GAUGUGCCAAUUAUUUUUUAGCAGUCGGACUGGAGUGUUACAGUUGAAGGCAAUAACUGGCUAAAUGGAUUCUUGGCUUAGAGUUUUGAAAACUUGCAUAUUGCUGCAAGUGAUUCAUGGAACCCACGCAAAUAAUGGUGAAGUCUCAUCUUUCCAAUUGCUCGCGAGGCUGUCAUUUCCUACGGUAGAAACGAAGCCUUACAACAUGCCAAGCAGCAAGGAAAUCGACCCUCGUCACAGUUACGCUGAUGAGAAGUUUGACAGUCUUCUCAAGUAUUCCACUUUGAUGACCAGUCGUAUUAAGGAGCCGCAUAAUCCGACCGAACGAAAGGAUAUCCUGUCUCAAGUUGAAAAGAAACUGAACACAUUUAUUGAUGUACAUAUCAAAGAUCUGAAGAGGUUACUGUUCGCGACGGACAUGGCUCUCAUGUCGAUGGUCCUGCUGAAGCUGAACAAGAAGAUGGACACUUCUGAAGCGAAGAUCAAGUCCACUCAAGCUAAGAUUCCGUUCGGGCUAUAUACCAGUCCUGAAUUCAAAUGCCUCGGCACGUCGUAUUACAUAGCGUCAGCACACAACCAAGAGGAUGUACAAAUGAUUUUGUCGAGUGAACGAAAGCCCCAUUGUUAUACGUUUCGAGGUGCGUUCGCAUUCUCCGGUUUCUACCACCGACAUUCGGAGACAACGUACGUCGGGCCUCAUGCGGAACAGUUUCAGGCCAAGGAUCCAAGCCAGGGUCUAUACUGCCAGUCUGAUGACAACUGGAGCGACGCGCAGUGCAUUUACAAGAUAAACCCGCGCGAGGAGUUUCCCGAAUCCGUGGAGUAUGAACCGAAGAUUUCGUACUGGUGCGGCCCGUAUCGUUACUUCUUGCCAGCCACAACAGACAUUCGAUGCAUCUUCUCCAUUUUCUCCAUGAACUUCAUCUUGCGGUUCGGAUUCGACGGCGUCACUUACAAAAGCUCGGAUCUCUCUUUCAUGUACCAGAAUGGUCAAGUGUUCUACACAGACGAGCCUUGGGCGGGAAUGUCCUGCUGGAACUGGGCGUGCAAGUGGAGACACAACCAGAACCAAAGAUCUAAUGAGUUUUUUGUUAAUUAGAUGAAUACAUUGUUUUGAAAUAUAA